AUGGUCGCUGUGUAUCCACCGCGGCUCACCGCGGGUCCUCUCCUGCGGACUCGCUGCCGCUCGUCUCCCCGUGGCCGCUGCUGCUCGCGGCCAGGCGUUACUCCGCGCACCCUGCCGCUUCCAUACCGGGAACGGGACUUCUGUCUGCCUGCCUGCCAGUGUCGGUUUCGUUGUUUUCCGCACUACCAUGAACUGUACUCAACUGCGGCGUGUGGCCCCACGCUUCGACGACGCCACGUGGGUGGCCCCACGCUUCGACGACGCCACGUGGGUGGCCUCACGCUUCAACGACGCCAUGUGGGUGGCCCCACGCUUCGACGCCACGUGGGUGGCCCCACGCUUCGACGCCAUGUGGGUGACGCCACGUGGGUGGCCCCACGCUUCGACAACGCCACGUCGGUGGCCCCACGCUUCGACGACGCCACGUCGGUGGCCGCACGCUUUGACGACGCCACGUCGGUGGCCGCACGCUUCGACGACGCCACGUCGGUGGCCGCACGCUUCGACGACGCCACGUCGGUGGCCGCACGCUUCGACGACGCCACGUCGGUGGCCGCACGCUUCGACGACGCCACGUCGGUGGCCGCACGCUUCGACGACGCCACGUCGGUGGCCCCACGCUUCGACGACGCCACGUCGGUGGCCGCACGCUUCGACGACGCCACGUCGGUGGCCGCACGCUUUGACGACGCCACGUCGGUGGCCGCACGCUUCGACUCCUCCUCCACGCUUCGACUCCUCCUCCACGCUUCGACUCCUCCUCCACGCUUCGACUCCUCCUCCACGGCGCACGCCUCGACGGCGCACGCCUCGACGCCGCACGCCUCGACGGCGGCCGCACGCCUUGACGGCGGCCGCACGCUUCAUCGCAGCACGUCGGCGGCCGCACGCUUCAUCGCAGCACAGGACUGCGUGCUUCGAUUCAGGAGAGAAGUGCUGAUAUUGACACCAGAUCUUAUACCCACCACUUCUACUUUGGUAGCUUCAAUCAGGGGACCAAUAAUCAAGACUCAAAGAAGGAGAAAGAUUAGAGACAAUACAGAACCAAACAAUUGA
Molecule: messenger RNA, 1056 nt
Organism: Knipowitschia caucasica
Lineage: Eukaryota; Metazoa; Chordata; Actinopteri; Gobiiformes; Gobiidae
Source: the annotation of a GenBank genome assembly